AUGGAGAAGUUACGGUCUUGUCAGAUACGGUUUUCUGAGUACUUGGAGAAGAAGAAUGUUGUUACUGAUUUCCUAAGCGUAUGUGAAACACGUUCAGGUAUCAGUAAACUGUAUUUAGCAUAUGGAGUGAUUGCGUUUUUGACGCUGUACUUAGUCAUUGGUUAUGGGACGGAUAUACUUACUCUGCUUGUUGGUGCUUUGUACCCAGCAUAUCAAUCAGUUAAAGCCAUAGAAACUCACGAGAAAGAAGACGAUACGAAAUGGCUAACCUACUGGGUUGUUUUUGCUUCUGUUCAACUUUUCGAAGCCUGUACAGCAAUGAUGGUCUACUACCUACCGUUAUAUCCCAUAAUAAAAUGUGCCUUCCUAAUUUAUUGCAUGAUUCCUAUCUCACAAAAUGGAUCCUUGCUUAUUUAUCGACGCUUGAUUCGACCGUUCGUUCUUGAGCAUUCGGAAGAUAUCGAUUCAGUGUUAAACAGUACAGCUGGUAUUGCUGGGAACCUAAUGGAAGACGUCGUUCACAAAUCAGUUGAGAAACUAUAA
This is a messenger RNA of Schistosoma intercalatum, 543 nucleotides long. The record is from the annotation of a GenBank genome assembly. NCBI's taxonomy places the organism in Eukaryota, Metazoa, Platyhelminthes, Trematoda, Strigeidida, Schistosomatidae.